AUGCAUAGAAGCACUUCGCUUGGUGGACCGCUGAACGGUGGCAAAGAUCCCGUGAAGAAUGGGAGACCAACCCCCACUUCAUUUCUACGAAAACCUUCAUCACAGUUGCCCCAAUCGCUAAAACCACCAGCAGGAACUAGUGGCAGAAAUUCUACAUUACGAUCAUCAAGUCUAAGACCAAAAACCUCAGAUCCCAACUUCGCAAAAGUGGGAAAUCAGGAUAAUGAAAAACCUCUUAAGCAGCGAACCCCAAUCCGACCAAACUAUGCCACUCCCAUUGGAAGCGGGCAUGAAAGUAGUAGCGGAUCCCUAAAGCCAUUGAGACCAACACCUAGAAGCUUAAGUCUAGCGGGAACUGUGACCUCCGAUCGACGGCCUGUGAGUGGAAGAAGAAGUAUUACUGGUGCUGUAACAAGAAGCAUUACCAACGGAAUCAAUAGACCAGAUCACAGGGUUAAUGAUGAACUCAAAAAAUCAAAGAGUCCUACAACUGGCAGUGCCAAUGCGAAGGCUGUAAGUGGCAAAAACUUAUCAUCAAGAGAUCCAAAUUCUAGAAUAAGCGAGCCGAGAAAUGAAAUUUCAGAACAGAAAAUUAAUAACGAAAAUUCAGCAAAGGAAAAUGCGCCUGUUGAUGCUUCUAAUGAGGAACGCGAGAAAUUACAACGAAUCAUUUUAAAGCUCCAGGAGAAAAUCCGCUCCAUGAGUCAAGAAAUUGAAUCUUUUAAACAAACAAUCUCGAUUCUCGAAACUGAAAACUCUAAACUUAAAGAAACCGCGGAAGUGAAUGAGGAAAAUUUUGAAAUGUUAACCAUCGAUAAAGAGGUUUUAGAUGAGCAAAAUCAAUCAUUGACCGAUGGACUUGAAAGGUUGAACGAGAAAUAUUCCCAAUUAAAGAAAGAGUUAGAUCUUCUAAAAAUACAAGGUGGAAUAGCGACAAAAAUGGAGAAGAAGGAAGAAGAAGUUGGGGCUGAUGUGCUUGUGGAAAGAAAUGAAAAGUUAGAGAUUGCAUUGAUCAAAUUGCGUGAAGUUAGUAACUCCAAAGAGUUUGAACUCACUUCCCAAAUUGAAUUGUUAACUAAUCAGCUUGAGAGCUCUGAGGAUUAUAAACAGAAAUACGAAACUGUAUCACGAGAAUUGGAGCGAGCCCAGUUAUUGAUUGUCGAUUUGAAGUACCAGCUUGAUUCUUUACUUGAAUCAGCCGAUUUGAUCGAAUCUCUCACCGAAAAAAAUGACAACUUGACAGAAGCAAACACGAGAUUGAAACAAACUGUCGAAGAAUUGGAAGAUCUUAGAGAUUUGGCUAACGAUUUGGAGGAUGCCCACAUUCAGACAGAAAAAGAAUUAAAGAACGACAUUAAGCAACUACAGAAAGUCAUCGAUGGAGAAAAGAUCACUAUUGAAAAUCUCGAAAAGCAAACGAAAUAUUAUGAGACUUUAAUUAGUACCCAGAGACAAAAACAUGAGAAUGAAUUAAUUAAAACAAGAACAGAAUUCUCAGAUAUUUUGCAAAGCAACACAAUGGAAUCAAUUCAUGGUGGUGCUGAUGUUGAAAUCCUAGAAAAUAAGAUUAAUGAGUUGAAUUUGAAGAUUAGCAGGCUAAACUCCAUAAACUCUCAAAAUGAGUUACAAAAUAAAAUUUUGCACUUAGAUUACACUAAUGAGCAUAACCUUCUAGAAUUUUAUGAAAAAAGUUUUGAAACUGUCGUGGGAGAAAAUGAUCCUAAAAUUAAAAAUUAUGAGGACCUUGUCAAAUGUAUUCAACUUAUUCCUUCAAUAACUGAAGUUUUAGAUAUCAUAACGAAUAUGAUUUUCUCUAACGAUCUGAAUUCUACCUGCGAGAUGCUAUAUGGUGGGAAAGAUUUCAUGCAACUUGAAUCAUUUUAUCAAAUCCUUUUAACAAAGCUCAAAUAUGUUGAAGACACUGAGGACUAUUCUAAGAUUUUGAACAGUUUAUCUACAACAUACAAAUACUUGAAAGAUACUUCUAGUAAAAUUUCAAAUUCAGAACUUUCGGUGGGAAAGUUUUCUGAUGCAAUAUCUUAUGUGACCAACACAUUGGCGCUUGCAUUCCCAGAUUCAAAAGGUAAUGAUUUUGAAAGCUUUUAUAGGGAAAUUUUUGAUGGAUGGUCUAACUUUGAAUUCAAGAGUGUUGAUAGAUUGAGUUUGCAACUAUUGAAUAUUUUAUCCCACGCUAAAGUGUGUGUAAAAUAUCUUGGGCUUAUCAAUAGAUUUAUCGAAAAUGAUGUGACAAUUGCUUUAGAAACAGAUUCCAAAGAUGGUAUUGCUAACGUGACACGAGGGUUUAGCGACUUAUUGAAAAAUUAUCUUACUUUACAAAUCCUUUGCGAAAAUCAAUUGAGUGACUUAUCAUUCAAGAAAUCAAAAAAUCAAGAAUUAGUCGGUGACAUAGAAGAAAUAUUUUCAGGAAGCAUUUUUUUUAAAUCAAUAGGGCAUUUAACAGAAAUAACUUCGGAUUUGUUUAAAAUUGCCCUCAAAAUAGAGUAUGAAAACAAUUCUUUCACAGCUGAGCUUGAAGGCAAAGACUUUAAUUCUAUCUUGUCCAAGUUUCUUAAUGAUCCAAGUUUGCUCAAGAAUCAACGCUCUAAAAUCCAAUCGGUUAUUGAAUGCUUGUCAAACUUUCCAAAAUUUGCUACCAAAACUAUUGAUCAGAAACCUUUUUAUGAGAGAUAUUUUGAACAGCAUUUAUUAUCUAAUGAUAGCAGCCGUAAUGUUAAGGAAGUUGAAACUUUGAAUUCUCAAAUCUCAGAAUUAGCCAAUUCUUUCAAUGAAAAGGAUCAACUCAUUUCACAACUUACUUUGAAAAUCAACGUUUUGAAGAAUAAAUUGGGUAUUGAGGCUGAUAAGGAUUCUAAAAUUAAGGCGUUGGAACAAUCCAUGGAUCAGGCCGUCAAAGACCUUUCCAAACAGAAAAAAACAAUCGAAUCACUACUGGUGACGAAUAGACGACAAGCAUUAGAGUUACGGAGAAAAUUGAAGAACAAAAACUUAAUCGGCGAUUUUACCUCAAUCUUUGAAGAGAAGGAAUUUGUUGGCAAACUAACUUUGAUGUCCGAGAUCCAAGUUAUGAAAGAUGUGGUUGGUUAUUUGACAGUGCAACUUCGCGAGCAAAAACUGAAAUUGACCAGCUCAAUAUUCGGAUUACCUACGAGUUUUGAUUGGUUAACCACUAACAAAUCGUCUGCAUCACUGGAUCUUUUAUCAAAUCACAGCAAACUACGUCAAGUCACUCAGAGAAAGUUGUUUGAUCUUGCUAGUAGAACAAAAGUAUUAUCUGUCAAACAACCAAAUGAUAAAGAAUUGUUACUGUGGAGACCAAAGGCAUCACUACAAAGUUACUAUGUUGCCACGAUAGAUAAGCAAUUUUGUGAAUACAGAAAUGAUAAGGCUAGAGUUUUACAUUAA
Molecule: messenger RNA, 3423 nt
Organism: Saccharomycopsis crataegensis
Lineage: Eukaryota; Fungi; Ascomycota; Saccharomycetes; Ascoideales; Saccharomycopsidaceae
Exons: 1
Coding region: 1-3423 (1140 amino acids)
Source: RefSeq, a predicted model, not a curated record